Messenger RNA from Seriola dumerili (greater amberjack), 1059 nucleotides. Its product is annotated as melanocortin receptor 5-like. Gene Ontology annotation, biological process: G protein-coupled receptor signaling pathway. The transcript is spliced from 4 exons. Gene Ontology annotation, molecular function: melanocortin receptor activity. The record is from RefSeq and is a predicted model, not a curated record. The coding region runs from base 22 to 1059 and encodes 345 amino acids. Gene Ontology annotation, cellular component: membrane. NCBI's taxonomy places the organism in Eukaryota, Metazoa, Chordata, Actinopteri, Carangiformes, Carangidae.
UGGACCCGAGCCACAGCAGGGAUGAAUGCAUCUGAUGAGUCCUCCUACCAUGAGGAGGUGCUCCUGGGUAACUCCACCUGGGCUUACUCUUACUAUCACCAAAACUACACCCUGCCCCCUCCACUGCUACCAGACAAGAGCAGCACCUCCAAACCAGCAGCAUGCGAGCAGGUCCACAUCGCCAUAGAGGUCUUUCUGAUCCUGGGUAUCAUCUCCCUGCUGGAGAACAUCCUGGUCAUCACAGCCAUAGUAAAGAACAAGAACCUCCACUCGCCCAUGUACUUCUUUGUCUGCAGUCUGGCAGUGGCAGACAUGCUGGUGAGUGUGUCCAACGCCUGGGAGACCAUCAUCAUUUACCUUCUUAACAACAGACAGCUGGUGGUGGAGGAGCACUUCAUCCGGCAGAUGGACAACGUGUUUGACUCCAUGAUCUGCAUCUCUGUUGUUGCGUCGAUGUGCAGCCUACUGGCCAUUGCUGUGGACAGGUAUGUCACUAUCUUCUAUGCGCUGAGAUACCACAACAUCAUGACAGUGAGGAGAGCUGGCUGCAUCAUCGGGGGAAUCUGGACCUUCUGCACGGGCUGUGGUAUCGUCUUCAUCGUGUACUCAGACACCACCCCCGUCAUCAUCUGCCUGGUCUCUAUGUUCUUCGCCAUGCUGCUCAUCAUGGCCUCCCUCUACAGCCACAUGUUCAUGCUGGCCCGCUCACACGUCAAGCGCAUCGCAGCCCUGCCCGGCUACAACUCCAUUCAUCAGCGGGCCAGCAUGAAGGGCGCCAUCACGCUGACCAUCCUGUUGGGGAUCUUCAUCGUCUGCUGGGCUCCCUUCUUCCUGCACCUGAUCCUAAUGAUCUCCUGUCCGCGCAACCUCUACUGCGUGUGCUUCAUGUCCCACUUCAACAUGUACCUCAUCCUCAUCAUGUGCAACUCUGUGAUUGACCCGCUCAUCUACGCCUUCAGGAGUCAGGAGAUGAGGAAGACUUUUAAGGAGAUCAUCUGCUGCUGCUGCAGCCUGAGAAACGCCUGCACCAGCAUCUGCGACCUGACAGGUAAGUACUAA